Cuscuta campestris is the source of this 1298-nucleotide messenger RNA. Lineage: Eukaryota; Viridiplantae; Streptophyta; Magnoliopsida; Solanales; Convolvulaceae. The record is from the annotation of a GenBank genome assembly.
CAUCAGUUACUCUCAGGUUGAUGUCAAACUGGAUUUACCUCUAGAAGACCAUCUUUCUUCAAUGAAAUUGGAACUUCUAAGCAGACAUUGCACACCAACAAUAACAGAUGACUUGGGAUUCACUUCUGCUGAAAAUUCUUUCACACUCAAGGAAGUAAGGUCUGCUCAUGGUAAAGGGAGGGGUAUUCCACAAUCCUGCCGUGCAUAUGCUCGUGUUUUGUGCUCAAAAUCUCCUCAAGAAAUAAAUGAUUUUGCAAAAGAAGCUGCAGAAAAUGACGGUCGUCUGGCUCGGGGUCCACUUAGAGAUACAUGUAGAGAAAUUGAAGCUCAUCAAUUCCUGCUUUUGAGAAUAACUGAGUUAAUCUAUUUGUAUGAUGCAUCCCUUGAGGUAAGAAUCACUCCUAUUUUAUGAGCAUGUGUUUGCAACCCAAAAAAUGGUAGCAAAAUUGGGGGAAAGCCAGGUAAAAUUCUUUUUUUUUCCACUAGAAAACUAUGCAGGAAAAUCAAUACUGGUUGGGAAAAUUUUAAGAUUUUACAUGUACACUUCCUCUGUCCCACAAGUUUUCCCACUUUUUUCAUCUGUCCCAAAAUAAUGUUUGCACCUUUUCUUUUUCUGUUUUUUGGGAAAAUAAUUUGUGGUACAAACUCAAAUACUUCUCUUUUAAACAUUUUACAUGUACACUUCCUCUGUCCCACAAGUUUUCCCACUUUUUUUCGUUUGUCCCGAAUUAAUUUUUGCAAUUUUUCUUUUUCUCUCUGCUAUGUGUUUCUUUUGUUAACCAUUGCCAUAUUUUGUCCAGUCAUUGGAGCAGAUGACUUCUCUUGACACGGUUAACAAAAAUGCUUCAAGGCAUCAGAUGGCUUACGAUGUCCUCAGGGGUGAGCUCCGCGUCCUAAAAUCUGCUGCUGAAUGGCUGGAAACCUAUUGCAAGAAACUAUUGAAUGCUUCCUGAUAACAAAUAGCCUUUACUUUCAUGCCUAUUUACCCAGCAUUGGCCUUGUUUCCCCCCCUUUUUUUCAUUCAACUUUUUCAACCUAUUGCAAAAAACUAUUGAAUGCUUCCUGAUAACAAAUGUUAAAGCUUACUACUUUUGUCCCACUGUCUUUGUCCACUUUUGACUUUUGAACUGUUCAUCUAAGCACUUUGACUCAUCAAAUUCUCUCAAUGUGUAAGCCUAAAUAUAGUCAUGUGUGAUCUUGUUUGAUUUGUCUUAACAUAUAGAUUAUUAAUAUAUAAUUUCUAUAAUUUUUUAAUAUACAAAUUACAAGAUAAAAUGGAUUAAAGAAGUGUAUUGGAU